Poeciliopsis prolifica (blackstripe livebearer) is the source of this 3667-nucleotide messenger RNA. It is a transcript of the gene smim36, whose product is annotated as small integral membrane protein 36. The transcript is spliced from 2 exons. The record is from RefSeq and is a predicted model, not a curated record. NCBI's taxonomy places the organism in Eukaryota, Metazoa, Chordata, Actinopteri, Cyprinodontiformes, Poeciliidae. Bases 221 to 550 code for a protein of 109 amino acids.
UCGCUGCCCCCCCUCCUCCCCCCCUCGCUCCCAGCUCAUGUCAUCAUCUGAUGCAGUCCUCUUCUGUCUUUUGCUCUUUCUCUCUCAAUCAGGCCAGCUGUCCAUCCACUGUCCUUCAUCGCUGCCUCGUUUCUUUCUAUUUUAGUUUUUUAUAAAUCUGUUUUGCCGUCGUUUCUUGCGCCUUCCUCUCUAGAUCCGGGGCGAGAUAUGAAGCGGCACCAUGGGUUUUAUGGAGUUCUACCUGGAGAUUGACCCCGUCACCCUCAACCUCAUCAUCCUGGUGGCCAGCUAUGUCAUUCUCCUGCUGGUCUUCCUCAUCUCCUGCAUCCUGUACGACUGCCGUGGCAAAGACCCCACCAAGGAGUACGCCCCCGACAACACGCCGGCGCCGCAGAGCCAGUCGCCCAUACGCCUGGUCGUCAUGCAGAAUUCGCCGACCUCGGGCCGCGGCGAGCCCAACAGCACGCCGGGACACGCGGAGCCGCCGACGCCGGACCUGAGCCGGGAGAGAGCGGAACGGGAGAGGGAGAAGAGGAGUACCCUGGUCUGAAGAUGAGAAGGAGAGAGCGCAGGGAGGAGGAGACCACCAUCAAGUGCUGUUGUGUCACUUCGUACUGUGGGUUUUCGUUCUUGAACUCCUAGUUUUUCUUUUUCAAAGUUGCUGGAGGACGUCGUUGACUUGCAGAGGAGUCCGCAGAUGAAUUCCUUUGCCAGUAGACGCCAGCAGAGGAGAUUCCCUUCCCUCUGGUAUCCGUCCUCCAGGCACAGCACACCAACUUCUGGCCGCUGCAACGCCGCUGGACACCCCGGACUCUGGACUCGUUUCAUGAGGACACAGAGACAUUUCAAACAGCAAGAUCUCACCGUUAUCACCGUUUCCCUCAAAUCGACUCCCAUCAGGUGUUUCUCUGAAUGGAGGUGCUUCCAGGAGGAACUGCUGAACUGCGUCCUGAAGCCAAUCUGACUGAUGCGGACUUGGAUCAGCCCAUGAAAGACGAGCUUGGCAGAGAAUCGUGGACAUGUGCGAACAGACGAUAGAUGGACGUCAUUCCGGGACGAUUCCAGGAAUCUUAAAGAAUGCAAAUGAAACAAAGAGUGAAUCUUCCAGAAAACUAAAUAUGAAGAAGAUGCAAAUAUAGCAAUGUAAUAUCACUAGUUAUCUUUUUUUUCUAAAGUUGACCUGCUUCUGAGAACACACACAGCUGCAGAUUUGGACUUGCAUUUUUUGAAUAUUUUAACAUAACAUAUUAAAGCAUUACCAUGAUAAAUACAAGUCUAAAUACAAAUAAAGCAAUUGACAAGUACCCAGUUGGCCCUCAGUCAUGAAGCUGUGCUAGCAUAGCUCUGGCUUUGGGAAAGCGUUUAGGAUCAACUCCUUCAUGUAGGGUUCUGGAAUUAGAUAUAAGAGCAACACAUGUGCAGUCAGGCUUUCAUUGCAAAAAGCACCUUCAGUUUAACAGAAGGCCCGAAGCAGCAGAACUACUGAGGCACAAAGCACUUUAAUCGUGUCAUUUCCGUUCAUUUCAGGAAGACUGGAUUUGUACAGACGUGUUCAUAUGGAUGUUAAGGCUGUCACAGAACAGCAGAUGCAAAAACUCAUCCUUCGAUAAAAACAAAAAAAAAGUAGAAUACAGUAGAUUUUCAAUAAUAGGACUUCUUGUCUAAAAUGUAUAGAUAUGAUGCACUUGAAUAUUUGUGGGUGUUCUUUUCCAGAAUCAUGACGUAGUUGACGCUUCUAGAAAUCAUAAAAACAAAAAAAGCUUUGUUAGAGUCCCAUGUAUGCAGCAUGUAAACACUUUUGCAGCAUCUUCGGCAGAGAGAGCAGGGUUUUAAUCAAGCACAAACCGUCAGUGUGGUAUUGUGGUGGUUCACUGUUGUACUAGGCCCAGGUGCCAACCUGUUGCUCCAACCUGUUGGCACCAACAGGUUGGAGCAAUUCGAAGCAGUACGCACCACAUUAGCCCGAUGUCUUGCAAACAGCCUGAUCCCACCCACACGCUGCUGGCAGGGCUCCAUGCUUAUGCCACGAUGUGACGCGACGUCCUUAAUUUCCUGCUGACGCUCUCGCUUCAUUUGAGCCACAUUUUCACCAACCGACAUGAUCGCCAACGCCAGCUCACAUCCUCUGAGGCACCAACGAGCGCAGAACAUUCUGGAUGCAGAAAAAAAACAAACAUUUUCCUGGACAAUGUCAAGCUGAUGGACACCCUGAUAGUGUCAUGGUGGUAUUUCUUGAGAGACAGAGAGAGAGAGAGAGAGAGAGAGAGCAGAUCCCAACUUGUGCCACAGACGCUGAUACUGGGACAAAUCCUCUUACAUAAAAAAAAUAUAAAAAAUUACACAGACCAAGCCACCAAUGACUGAGUCCCAUCCAUAACAUAGCAUGAACUGCACAACCGUCCAGCACCUCUCCCCUCCCCCUUCAUAUUUCAUGUUUGGGGAUUACACUCUGACCAGCACAGAGUAUUAGGAGCUUGGAUUGUGUGUUUGUUUUCCCCUCUUUGCUGUGUCUCUGUCUGCAGGGGUGGAAAUUGGCGGCGGUGGUGGAGGGGGUGGUUACAUAAGCUUCAGGUUGUCAGAGAUGGCGUUAGACGGUCUCACACUAACACAAGCUUAAAAGGUUUAAAUUUAAGGUAGCUGGAACUGUAGCUUCCAGGCUGACACCAUUCUCUUUGGAUGGAUGAGUCCCAGUGCUGACUGAGCCAGGGUUGAAGACAUUCACCAGAGACAGCAGCAAAGAAUGACUUCCUAAAGCAGAAUGUUGAUAAAGAAAAAUAAAUAAAAAUAAAAAAGGCACAAUUAGGCGACAUACCGGGUCUUAAAAACCCUAAUCUCAUCUUAAUCUCUGAAGAAUACUGCAUAGAUUUCUGUCAGCUCGUAAAAAGGAGACGUUUACUAAGCCUACCUGACUCCCUAAAAGACGGAUAAAGAUCUGGUGCCACACAGAGCUCAUACAUAGUUUCUUUAGGUUUUUGGUGGUUUAGUACCUUUGAGUCCAUUUUAUUGAAGCACACUGGAACCAAUAUUGGAUGUAAAAUGGCACAGUGGAACAGCACGCCACAAAGAGGUAACCACCAUCCGCGUUAAAUGAGUUAGCUGUCCGUAAUAUAAUCGUAAAAUAAAAGUAAAUCUUGAGUUAAGAGAAAUCAGGGCCCUCAAAACAGAACCAGGUAAAAGAAAAAGUUUAGUUGUCUCUUUGUCAAUUUACUGGAAGUGAAAUUUGCUUAGUCUAAACAACUUCUCACUAAGAAGUACAGCAUUAAAAAACAAAAACUUCAAUAUUUAAAUAUGUCGAAAUUCGGUUUUAUAUUUUUAUUAUGAAAUUCAGAGGAACAAGUGUUGAUGUUUGGGUUGUGAUCAAAUGUUAACUAAAUCACUGCUUCGGUUGAAACGUAAAUUUACUGUGUUGGUGUUUCUGUAUCAUUCACGUAUGAAGCAAUACUGAAUGAAAAUUAAGUUUUUCAUAUUGAAUCCUUUUUAUUUCUUGACAUAAUCUCAACUUAUAAAUUCAUGUUUUUUUUUUUCAUUUUGAAGAUAUUAUUUUAACUCAUAAGACUGAGAGAAUCUGUCUGAUCCCAUAUCAUUACAAGCUAAUCUGACGUCACUUUUAAAUGUUCACCAGCAAAUCUAUGCUUUUGUUUUAUUAAACGUUUUGGAACUGAUUGGA